This is a messenger RNA of Melopsittacus undulatus (budgerigar), 394 nucleotides long. Its product is annotated as cysteine and histidine-rich protein 1-like. Gene Ontology annotation, cellular component: nucleus. Lineage: Eukaryota; Metazoa; Chordata; Aves; Psittaciformes; Psittaculidae. Bases 1 to 378 code for a protein of 125 amino acids. The transcript is spliced from 2 exons. The record is from RefSeq and is a predicted model, not a curated record.
AUGCAAGAAAAAAUGAGCAAAGCCACGGAAAACCUGUACUAUGAAGACGCCGCGGCUGCUGGUGCUGACCCAGCCGUGGGUGCUGAAGGCGUCAAUGACUCCGAGCGCAACCCCAACCUGUCCUGCAAGCGCAUGCUCUCCUUCCAGCUCAUCCUCAAGAGCAAGGUCAACUCCCCCCUGGAGUGCUCCUUCCUGCUGCUCGAGGGGCCCUACGACGACGUCAGCAUCCGCCCCGUCAUCUACCACUUGGUCUGCAGCAACGAGAGCAACGAGACCGAGUACCUGGCGCUGCCCAUCGCUGACUCGGUGGAGUGCAACAAACUGCUGGCGGCCAAGAACAUCAACCUGAGGCUGUUUCUGUUCCAGAUCCAGAAGUGAGACUGUGCCGACUGAG